GCGGUCUGCCGGCGCCCCGGCACACACCGAGCGCUGGAGGCUCCGUCGCGCCGCCUGCCAAGCCGGGAUCUACCGCCGCGUCGUUUCGGCCCCGUCUUUCUUCUCCUCUCCGCAUCGUCCGCUUCCUUCGCUCUCGGAGAAUUGUCUGCGUUCCGUGCGAAUUUGGGAUUAUUUUUUCCACGGGGGGUGUCAAGGCAUCCCGCCCUCCCGCGCCGCCUGCUCCACCUGCCCUUGCGCCUUUCUUCUUCUUUCCCCCCGCCUGCCUCUCCGCCGAGCCCGGGCUGAUGUGCUGUGCGAGAGGCUGGAAAUGGAAGUGUUGAUGCUCUGGCUUUUCCCCUGGAUAUUUCAGUGCGUUUCCGUGCGGGCGGACUCCAUCAUCCACAUCGGUGCCAUUUUUGAGGGCAAUGCUGCCAAGGACGACGAGGUGUUCAAGCAGGCGGUGUCGGAUCUGAACCUCAAUGACGAUAUCCUCCAGAGCGAGAAAAUCACCUACUCCAUCAAGCUCAUAGAGGCCAACAACCCCUUCCAUGCGGUGCAGGAAGCCUGUGACCUGAUGACCUUGGGGAUCUUAGCCUUGGUGACAUCCACAGGUUGUGCCUCAGCCAACGCCCUACAGUCCCUGACGGAUGCCAUGCACAUCCCACAUCUCUUUGUGCAGCGCAGCACAGGAGGCUCCCCACGCACGGCCUGCCACCUGAACCCCAGCCUGGAGGAGGAGGAGUACACGCUGGCUGCCCGGCCACCGGUCCGCCUCAAUGAUGUGAUGCUGAAAUUGGUCACUGAGCUGCGGUGGCAGAAAUUCAUCGUCUUUUAUGACAGCGAUUAUGAUAUACGUGGACUGCAGGGAUUUCUCGAUCAGGCCUCCAGGCUGGGACUUGAUGUGUCAUUACAAAAAGUGGACAGGAACAUCAGCAGAGUCUUUGCCAACCUUUUCACUACAAUGAAAACAGAAGAGCUGAACCGCUAUCGGGACACAUUACGAAGGGCUAUCUUACUCCUAAGCCCGCGAGGAGCCCAGACUUUUAUUAACGAGGCUGUGGAAACCAACCUCGCAUCAAAAGAUAGUCACUGGGUCUAUGUAAAUGAGGAAAUCACUGAUAAUGAAAUAUUAGAGUUGGUACAUAGCGCUCUUGGGAGGAUGACAGUUAUCCGGCAGAUUUUCCCUCUCUCAAAGGACAACAAUCAGAGGUGCAUGAGGAACAAUCACCGAAUAUCAUCACUGCUCUGUGAUCCACAGGAAGGCUAUCUUCAGAUGCUACAGGUUUCCAACCUGUACCUGUAUGACAGUGUGCUCAUGCUAGCCAAUGCUUUCCACAGAAAACUGGAGGACAGGAAAUGGCACAGCAUGGCAAGUCUGAAUUGCAUGAGGAAAUCCACCAAACCUUGGAACGGAGGCCGAUCCAUGCUUGAGACUAUUAAGAAGGGCCAUAUAACUGGACUUACUGGUGUUAUGGAGUUCAGAGAAGAUGGCGCCAACCCCUAUGUUCAGUUUGAAAUACUGGGCACUAGCUACAGUGAAACAUUUGGCAAAGAUGUCCGGAGGUUGGCAACGUGGGACUCUGAGAAAGGGCUGAAUGGUAGCCUGCAAGAACGACGUCUGGGAAGUGAUUUACAAGGACUGACACUCAAAGUGGUGACUGUCUUGGAAGAACCUUUUGUGAUGGUGGCGGAGAACAUACUUGGGCAACCAAAACGUUACAAAGGAUUUUCCAUUGACGUCCUGGAUGCACUGGCCAAGAAUCUGGGCUUCAAAUAUGAGAUAUAUCAAGCUCCUGAUGGGAAAUAUGGACACCAGCUUCAGAAUGGCUCUUGGAAUGGCAUGAUUGGAGAACUUAUUAACAAGAGAGCAGAUCUAGCAAUUUCAGCCAUCACUAUAACACCUGAACGAGAGAGUGUUGUGGACUUCAGCAAGCGGUACAUGGACUAUUCAGUGGGAAUCUUGAUCAAGAAGCCUGAAGAGAAAAUCAACAUCUUCUCUCUCUUUGCUCCUUUUGACUUUGCGGUUUGGGCUUGCAUUGCUGCUGCCAUCCCUAUAGUUGGCGUCUUGAUAUUUGUCUUGAACCGGAUCCAGGCAGUCAGGGCACAGAAUGCCUCCCAGCCAAGCCCUUCUGCCUCCUCCACCCUGCACAGUGCCAUCUGGGUUGUGUACGGCGCUUUUGUUCAGCAAGGGGGUGAAUCUACUGUCAAUUCUGUGGCUAUGCGCAUUGUGAUGGGAAGCUGGUGGCUUUUCACCCUUAUCGUGUGCUCAUCCUACACAGCAAACUUAGCAGCAUUUCUCACAGUAUCAAGGAUGGAUAAUCCUAUAAGAACAUUUCAGGAUCUGUCUAAACAAAUGGAUAUAUCUUAUGGCACAGUCAGAGACUCAGCAGUGUAUGAAUACUUUAAAGCAAAAGGAACAAACCCUCUGGAGCAGGAUAACACAUUUGCUGAACUGUGGAGGACAAUAAGUAAGAAUAAUGGGGCAGAUAAUUGUGUAUCAAACCCUUCUGAAGGCAUCAGGAAGGCAAAGAAAGGAAAUUAUGCAUUCCUGUGGGAUGUGACAGUGGUGGAAUAUGCUGCGCUGACAGAUGAUGAAUGCUCUGUGACAGUCAUUGGUAACAGCAUCAGCAGCAAAGGAUACGGGAUUGCACUGCAGCACGGAAGCCCCUACAGAGAUCUUUUCUCCCAGAGGAUCUUAGAGUUGCAAGAAAGUGGAGAUUUGGAUGUUCUUAAACAAAAAUGGUGGCCACGGAUGGGACGUUGUGACCUGAAUAGCCACACAAAUGCACAGACAGAUGGGAAGGCUCUCAAGCUGCACAGUUUUGCAGGCGUUUUCUGCAUUUUAGCAAUAGGCCUUCUUCUUGCCUGCUUGGUGGCAGCAUUGGAGUUGUGGUGGAACAGCAACCGUUGUCAUCAAGAAACACCGAAAGAGAGCAGGUACAGCAUGGGCAGCAGCAGUGCAAACUUCCCCACAUUGCCCCACCAAUGUGCCUCAACCCUGACCUGGAGAGACCACCUUUAGGGGUAAGAGAGUAGUUCAGAAACAUGCCCUUGGCCUCUCUGCUGUGAGUGACAGGGAGGCCAGCCAUGGGCACCUAGUUAUGCCAACUGCGGUGACGUUUUCUCUGAUCUAAGACCCCAUCCACUGGCUGUGAGAACCAUGUCCAUCUUGCACAGGCUAGGCAGCUGCCAGCAGCUGGUGGUUGUUUUCCUUCAUGGCUGACUUAAGCUGAGUUUGAUGAAGUACAUGAGUAAUUAAAAAGAAACCAUCUACUUAUUACUGAAUAAGCCAUAUUGCCAUGACACUGUUUAAAUGCUUCCUUUCCUUUGAAAUCAGAUAUAUUUCUAAACCUAGGGACCUCUGACUAAACUGAAUUUCAUGUGACAUUUUACUUAGGAACAUACGUCUGAGAAUGUCUUGUUUUUGAAAUGUUUUGCCACAGUAGUAAUAGUUAGCAAUGGUAUGAUAGAAUAAUCAAUCCAUAGUCAAAUCUGUCUUGCAUGAAACCUGUAUUUGUUUACAUAGCUUAAAUGUUUAACAAACUAACCCCUUUUAAUUUUUGAAGCAGAGGCAUUUGUAGGUGCUUUCAUCUUGGAACAGAUGUUUGUUACAAGCAAAUAAUAGCAGCGAGCUGCACUACAGCUGGAAAAUAGUACAUAGCCCAUCAAUUACAAUCUAUGUUUCUCAGAUUGCCAGGAGUAUUACAAUAAUUGACAUACACAUCACCUGUAAGCAAUUCUGCCAAAUGGGAUCUGAUGAUAUAUGUCGCAGUAUGCAAUGCUGUGAAAUAUUUAUCAGUAAGAUUCCAUUUCUCUGAGUUCCUGCUUCUCCCAUUUGAACUCAUCCAUCAAGUGUCAGUGAUAAACAUCUGUAUCGUGUUUGAGGGACAAAGCUGCAAAGUCACUUGCCUGUGGCUCUGCAGUAUACAAUAGCAAAAGAGAGAUUUCGGUUUAAAGGAGGCAUGUCUCCACUUUGUACAACGCAGCACUCCAAAAGCAGCCAGAGAAAGCACACGUAGACGGUCUUGCACGGAAACAAGCUUUUGUAUGAAUGUAAAUACGUGUUUAAUUGUUCUUUGGUUAAAUAAUGUGGUAUUUUGCCCUGCUGCCUUGUAGAAUUCAAUCCAUGUUAGUGUAACCAAGGCCUAAAUCAUAGCAGUAGACAGUUCUGUUCCCACAGUGAAAGCCUGGCAGGGUAAGGGGCAAGGAGACUGAAGGGUCCUAAUAUUACAUAUAGAGCAUUUGUCUUGCCAUAGUCUGGAGCACCUUCCUCUCUCUGCACUCAGAGGCUCACCCUUGUGCAUUUUUCUGGUGUGAGAUGAACAUAUGCCCCAAAGGCAGGGUUUCAUACAGGUAGGAUGAAAAAAUCAGUCACUUUUAUUGCAAGGACUUGUAAAUACUUUGUUUCCAUUGCUGAGGAAGGAUCUGUCUUCCUGACUUUAUAUAUUUCCUUCAUGCCUAUCACCUUCAUUUCUCUUUUUUAGCCGUUACAGAGAUUACUACAGAUCCCUGUCUUUACUGUCUUUUCUCCCCUUCCCAUUUCCCUCCUCCUUCCCCUUCCCUCCACUGUUCUCUAGAUUAAGGGUGCUCCUCACAUCCUCCUUGACAGUUUUCAUGAUGAACAAUAAAAUACAUUCAAGAUUCCAUCUUUCAAACUAUACUGCAGUUACCGGUAUGAUAAAGCUGCACUCAGGAACAUCACCUGUGUGUGGGAAUGAGCAUAGCAGGUGUAGGUUAAGCAGUACAAACUAAAGUCAGGCAUAACAUGCAUGAACAGGCUCAGAAAAGACUGGUCUUCGUGGGUGCUGCCGAGAGAGGGAACAGCCAGUGGGAUUCCUGGAACAAGCAGGUGUUAGAGCUGAAAGAGAAAGUGAGUGUUCCAGACAGAAGGGCACCAGGGAUGAGGGUUCACAGAUGUGAGAAGGCAGAGGAGGAAAGCAUAAGAAUGCCAUAAGGGGCAGACAGGGUUGUACAUCACAGAGGGUUCCGAAAGAGGGCAGCUUGGUGCAGUGAAGUGCAGGAGGCCAAAAGCAUCUCUGGAAAAGGUCAGAGGAGCUGGAGAGAAGAGUGCCCAUAAAAUAUGCUUGGAUAAAGUAGUGGAAGAAUGUUGCAAGCAUUUCUCAGUAGAUUUUUGCAAAAAUUGCAUUUCAGUAGAUUAGUUAAUAGAGAUCUUUAUGUAUUAGUGAGGACAAACUAAAGGGAGGUUACUGAUAACUACAGUAGGUGAUAGGAACCACGGCUUAGAAGAGAUGGUGGCAUGCAAAUUGCUUGAGGAUUUUCAAUGUAUCUUAAGGAGAUCCAAGGGCCCCAGGGACCCCUCUGUUUGAGCCACACAGGUCAGGAGCAAUAACUGGACUGUGGGGACUGAAAGCAAACAGUGGAUUUGAUUUCAAGGAGCUUAUUUAGGGAUAUCUCUUUUCUGUAACUACAUGUUAUCCAUCAUUUCUACAGCGAUGGCCAGAGCUGCAACAUGCAUAUCAUAUAUAAAACAUUAAAGCCAGCAUCUGAUACUCAGUUCAGUAACAGCUGCCAACUUAAGCCAUUCUGCUUAUUUCCUUUUUCUUCUGCUUUUUUUUUUUUUUUUUUUUUUUCAGUGUAGCUUUGGAAAAACCUGAGUAUUGUGAUAUCACCUAAAAAUGUGGGGAAAUAGAUUUUCUCCUGACCAUUUUUGCCUGUGCAGAGCAUGUGAAAGGUCACAGAAUGGGCUGAUUCCCUUGCGGCCAAAUAUUACACUUAGGCUUUGGUAGUCACCUCAUGCAGAAAAAGAACAGCAUUCUCUGCAAUCACCAUUAUAAGUAAAAAGAGGCAGUGUGGCUACUGUGACCCUUAAACUGCUAGGAAAUUUGUACAUCGAUUGUAGAAAAGUGGUUUUGGGAUUGAUUGAGGAGCCGAUAUAACUUGCUGAGCCCCCUUAGAAGUUCCUCUCUUUGGCUUGACCCACAUGGUAGACCAUCAUGCUAAUCUGGUGCCAACUAGAAAAACAUAGAAAUAUUGGGAAGAUGAAUUUGUGACCACUCUGACAGGUUUAUGAUAGGGUUGGGCAACUGUGCAGUUCGCCAGAGAAAAAGAGAGCAUUUUAGAGGCUGUCAUUUUUUCCUUUGGGGUUUGGUGUGAAGUCUGUGGCCACAAGAACCUGGACAACAUUCAUUAGCAUUGGAGAAAUAUUUUCAGCUGGUAUUAAGGUGUCCUUGUAUUUUCCUCUUCCCCUUUGUAUUCCUUUGGCUUUUGUAGAGGUCAUUUGGAGCCAAUCCACUGAGGUAUUCAAGGGCUUGGAGCUCUGUGUGAUACAAAUCACAACUCUUAAUUAAAAUUAGUGUAAAAAACGUAGUGUUAGCUAGGGGAACUAUUUUUUGAACCCUGACACCAUAACUUGGACUUUACAAAUGCAGAUCAUUUUCAUGUCAGAGACUUUAUAGGAAGCACUAUGUCAGAUAGAGUACUUCUAAUUGGAAAUCCUUUGUUCCUUUUUUUUUCCCCUACUUUUUUCUUCUGUUUUUACACUACCAAAAAAAAAAAAAAAAUCCAUCUUCCAAAAUUAAGCAAAUUACAUAUUUUCUACCCAUAAAGUCAGUUCAUUAGGAUGAGCCUCCAGGAAAGAAGGACUUCUUUAUUUUCCCAGAACAAUCAAUUGCCUUUAGUUCCCAAUUCUAUCAUGCAAGCAGUAGUGAAAUUUCUUUCUUUAACAGUCAAGCCGAAUCACGGAAUUUCAGGGUUUGGAAGAAACCCCUAGGGAUCAUUAAGUCCAACUCCCCAGAUAGAACAGAUUCCCUACAGUAGGUCACACAGGUUGGCUUCCAAAGGGAUCUGUAAUGUUUCCAAAGAAGACACCACAACCUGUCUGCACAGCCUGCUUCAUUCUCACUGUGAAGUUCUUCUGCAUAUUUGUGUGGAACUUUACCAUCUUUGUUGCCCAUCAUUGGACUCUUUCUAGGAGAUCGCUGUCUGUUUUGAACUGUUGAGCCCAGAACCGGACACGGUAGUUUAACUUAACACACCCUUCACCAGGGCAGAGUAGAGGGGAAGGAUCACCUACCUUGACCUGCUGGCCGUGUUCUUCUUACUGCACCUGAGCAAACCGUCAGCCUUCUUGGCCACAAGGGUACACUGCUGGCUCAUAGCUAACCUGUUGUCCACCAGGAUGCCCAGGUCCUUUUCUAAAGAUUUAUUCUCUAAAAUUCUUAAUGUGAUCCUAAUGCUUCCUUAUCAAUUCAGAUUAACAAAAGAAAGAAAACAAAAGAAACUUCAACAACAUCAGGAAAAUUGUACAGCUGCAGGACCAUACCAGGUUCAUCUAUUUGAGCUCAAGUUUGUAAUGCAUUACAGUUGAAAACAUAUUUGGUAAUGUCUAAACAUUCUUAUAAUUUCUGCUUCUGGGAAAUUUACUUUUGGUCAUCUUUUUUAAAUUGGAUUUUCUAGAGUUUAUAAUCAGCUUCUCCUAAUUGCUACAAAUGCCCAGCCAUUCUACGCUCACUGUGAAAUGUAGUCAGCUCAUACAUUUAUCUCUUCAUGUUAAAAUCUUGAAUUGACAAAACUGCUACUCAGCCUGCAAUACUGAUACCUAAUCCUUCAACUAUGAUCAGCUUCAGAGAUUUGGGGAAUUGUAAAAAGAAGAGUGAAAAUUAAUAUUCAUUUUGGAAUCUUUGCCCCUUUUGAAUAGCUGAGCAAUCCCAUGAAAUUACUGAAAUCCAGUGGCAUAAAAUGUCAAACUUUCAGUAUUUAUCUCCAUAUUUCUGUAUCUUUUGUUCCCAUGCUUUUAUUUCAUGAUCUUGGUAAACUCUUAUGUAAUGUGGAUCAUUUAACUACCAAGGGCUUCAUGACAUCAUCAGAUUCUUCCUAUCUUUUAUUCCAGAAAAAUAUGACUUUUAUGACUGAAGGACAGUUUUCAAAGUUUCCUUGUUGUUACAGUCUGGUACAGCUGCUUCCUGCAAUGGACUCAGCAGCAUCCUUUGUGCUCCUUUGUGCUUUAUCAGCUAUGUCUCAUUGGAAUCUACUCUUCCCCUUCAGAGAUCUCUUCAGGCCUAUUAAGAUAUCACUUCUUAUUCAUCCACAUAAUAUACUCCAAAUCAAUAAAAAUGUAAAAAGCUGACUUUCUCACUUUUCACAAGGUGUAUUCGCUAAAAAACAAAUCAGUAGAUCACCUUUUGUCAAAUAAAAUCACUUAGAGAUGUAAUAUGAGAUAAUUGCUGGGAACUGAUACUUGUUGUAUCUUCUGUGAAGGACGAGCUUGAUUCACUUAUUGUUAUUACAGGUCUUGACAGAUGAUGUUAGAAUCAUCUCAAUAAAUUCUUGCUUUGAUUCUUUCUUAUUUCUGAUUAAUAUAUGUUAUAAAUCAGAAGUGUAUUUUUCUCCAGACUGUGCUGCUCCUAGCAAUGUGUUUCAGCAACUGUACCCAGCAUGUUCACGAUUUUGUAGUGCAUGCAGAUUAUUUUUUUAACUGCAUAAGGGGAUUUAGCAUUGUUUUCCACAUGCUGAGCUGUUACUAGCCAUUUCCCCAUAAUCUGUGUCUAGUUUAUAAUUCAUUAACAAUCACAGUCUUUGCAGCUUAGUUUGUGAUUUCUUAACUUUCUGUUGCUUCUGUUACUUCUGUCUAUACUCUGCAAUACUUCCUAGCACUAUAUUAUAGCAAGAGGUAGCAAAAAUUACCCUGAAAAUUACAACAAAUACCAGCAUUCAGGAUGAAAGAAAGUAAAAGAAAGUAAGUCUGUAUCUUUUGCCAAGGAUGCCUUACAUGAUCUGCCUUAAGUUCCCCUGUUUCCAUGUUUGAUGAUACGCAAAUUCCAGCCUACCUCAAAAAUCCCUACUUCCUGCUUUAGCGCUCUUAAGAAUUACCCACUAGAACUCUUCUCUGGCAUUAGAAGAAAAUGAAACCCAGAGUACCUCAGAAAUGGAAAUGUGAGCGGACAGAUAUGAGUCCAGUGGGUCAGAAUUUGUCACUGCUAAGAACUGAGAUCUGCACCACAUUCACCUACCGUUCUUCCACAGCGAUUAGGGCUUCUAUACCUUCAGCAUGGUGCCAGCAAUGUUGGUUUGAAUUAUUAAAGUCUUAUGCUUUCACCAUUAUUUUCACUAUCCUUGUCUUCCCUGUCAUUUCAUUUACAUCGUCUCUUUUGUGUUGUUAUCUUUUUACCUGACAAUUUGAUUACCACUGGGAUGGUUCCUUUUGAGAGUGAAAGGAAACAUGCGGCCAUCAAACUGAUGUUUUAUUUUCUUCACUGCAUGUCCUCUAAAUUUUAUCUCUUUUUUAAAUUAUUUUUUUCUGUAUUUUUAUGGCAUGUCUGAAAUCUUUGUACAUUUUUUGCUAAAUUGCAUAUAAAUGAUCAUUUGUUUGUACCACUGUAUUGUAUUCUACUUUUCUAAGAAUAAAUAAAGUUUUUUGGGGAAAAUAAAUAAUGCAAACACUGGCAAAAUAAUGCAUUUUAAUGCCAUCUAGGAGUUUAGUUUCUAACUAACUUCAAAUAUAAAAGGUUGAAGAUUUUCAUUUAACUGGCAGUUUUAGUUCAGCAAAGUAGUGUUAGGAAUUGGUCAUUACAGAAUGCAAAAGUUUAACGUUACUUUAUGACAGAGUACAAGCUGGAAGCAUCAGAGAACAAAAAGAAGAGGGUAAAUAAAUUACCAUGUACUGAAAUUGAUGACAGUUGAAAGAGCUUUUUAACUAACUCAGUGUUAUCUUUUUAUGUGAGUGAAGAAACAAGAUUUUCUCCUUAGAGGCCCCUAAUGGUGAAGUAGAUAUUCUGUAAUAUCUGGUCGCAGGCAGUAUGCUCGUCUGGAAUCCAGUGCAAUCAAUAAUGUCUUGCUAUUGAUCACCAUAGAUCUAGGUCAAGGUUGCAGGGAAUUAGGAUUGACAUGUCACCCCAAUGAUCAAGGACAUUGGAUCCAGGCUUCUGAUACUUAAAGCAGUAUUCAUGCAUUCACUUGGUUCUAGCAUAUUUCCAUAGGUGCAAGAAAGGGAUUUUUGUGUUUGCUUUAAUUUUUCUUUCAGUCAUAUUAGAAAGCACUGCCAACAAGAUUCUUAGGGAUACGAUCCGGAUUUUCUCAGCAUAAACCUUAGGGGGGAAAAAAAAGGAAAAACUGAAGAGAAAGAAGUUUAAAAAAUGAAUAUUGCCAUGCAGAAAACUCAGAAACAACCUGUUUAAAGUUCCAGUUUGGUAAUGAACUUAGGUAUUUGCUUAUGUUGCAUUACAUGACCUAUCCUAGACAACUUCAGGGGUUACUCAUGUGCUUGGCAUGAGCUUAUGUAUUUUACUGAAUUGGAACCUUAAUGUGUCAGAUCCUUUUUAGAUCCUUCACACAAUGUUUACAAAGCUAAUGUUUGUAUAUUUUAUCUCAGCCUAUGGUGGUAUUUGAAAGUUGGCUUCUUGAGGGGAUGUUGAAUGUUCAGUAAUAACGAAGUCAGUAAAAGUUUAAAAUAAAAAAAAAACCAAAACA
This is a messenger RNA of Gallus gallus (chicken), 10404 nucleotides long. RefSeq names its product glutamate ionotropic receptor delta type subunit 1 (gene GRID1). Gene Ontology annotation, cellular component: plasma membrane; postsynaptic membrane. Gene Ontology annotation, biological process: synaptic transmission, glutamatergic; monoatomic ion transport; modulation of chemical synaptic transmission. Lineage: Eukaryota; Metazoa; Chordata; Aves; Galliformes; Phasianidae. Gene Ontology annotation, molecular function: glutamate-gated receptor activity; transmitter-gated monoatomic ion channel activity involved in regulation of postsynaptic membrane potential. The transcript is spliced from 16 exons. Bases 308 to 3001 code for a protein of 897 amino acids. The record is from RefSeq and is a predicted model, not a curated record.